This is a messenger RNA of Agrilus planipennis (emerald ash borer), 2125 nucleotides long. It is a transcript of the gene Hmx, whose product is annotated as homeobox protein HMX3. The record is from RefSeq and is a predicted model, not a curated record. Gene Ontology annotation, cellular component: nucleus. The coding region runs from base 110 to 1519 and encodes 469 amino acids. Gene Ontology annotation, biological process: regulation of transcription by RNA polymerase II. The transcript is spliced from 3 exons. Gene Ontology annotation, molecular function: DNA-binding transcription factor activity, RNA polymerase II-specific; RNA polymerase II transcription regulatory region sequence-specific DNA binding. NCBI's taxonomy places the organism in Eukaryota, Metazoa, Arthropoda, Insecta, Coleoptera, Buprestidae.
CGGUAGAUACUAAGAAGAGAGAGACUUUGACGGUGAUACACAAGCCAAUCGAUUAAACAUGUAAUAAAUAAAAACUUUGCAAACGAAAGAAAAUUAAUUCAGCAACAAAAUGUCGUCGCUUUUAGAUAAUAGUAACAAUAAAACUGAUAUUGAAGUGAGCGUGGUGUCCAGUCCGGAAUCGAAUUCCCGGAACGUUUCUCCGGAACCGUCGCCUGAAAAUUAUCGGUAUAUGAACGGUGGUGGUAGUGGUGGUGUUGGUGGUGGCGGUGUUGGUGGUAUCGCAUCCGGUCCGACGAUAACGUGUUUCCCGCUUAUAAAAACCGCAGAAGAUGAACCGUCUGGUGGCGUUAAAGAGGUGGUAAAGAAUACCGGGAAAACGACCGGGUCGUCCACAAACUUUUCCAUUUCCAGUAUAUUAAGUCGGACCGAACCGAAUACGAAAAAAACUACCCUAACCGAAAUACACACCGAACAGGGACCGAUAGAGAGUAACAAAAUAAGUCAAUCUGAUAGUGCAAUGUUGUCAAGGUUAGGAUUAAUGUCCCACUUUGGUGCUCUGGCUGCUGCCAGCAGUAGAUAUGCCGCCCUUUGUGGUCCUACAGACCCAAGAAACUUACCCUGGUACUGGAGCAGAAUACAACCUCAAUUGAUACAAGACAGGCCAAGUCCAAACGGCAAUUCUAUCAAUAGCGACCAUUCUCCGCCAAUGUCGCCGCGGGAAGUUCAACACAGCACCCAAUCUUCGGAAACAGGUCGUUCCUCACGGCCCACAACCCCAUCCGAGACCCAGCGAACGCCGGAGAGCAGUCCGCGUCAUCCGUCGACAAUGACCUCGAGUCAUCCGGCCUUCUUGGACCAAAACUACUUACAAAUACCCAGAGCCCGGAGUCCGUACAGAGAAAACGACGGCAUCACAAUGGAAGAGGACGUGGACGAAGAAGAAAGUGACUACGACAACGACAAAGACAAAAAGACGCAAAAUAACCAAAACAACAUGAACUCGGCCAAUAAUCUUGCAAACAAACGAAAAAAGAAAACGCGAACGGUAUUCUCCCGAUCCCAGGUGUUCCAACUCGAAUCGACGUUCGACAUGAAAAGGUAUCUAUCGUCUUCGGAACGAGCGGGACUUGCAGCUAGUCUACAUUUGACCGAAACCCAAGUGAAAAUCUGGUUUCAAAACAGAAGGAACAAAUGGAAAAGGCAACUUGCUGCGGAACUUGAAGCGGCCAACAUGGCCCACGCUGCCCAAAGGUUGGUGAGAGUUCCUAUUUUGUACCACGAAUCCACCAGCUCUCCAAUUCGACAUCCUUUCGAUCAAAGUCCUACCACUCUUGGACUUCACCAUGCGUUGGAUGGUAACCGAGAUGGUGCACCGAGUGUGACGAAUCCUGUGGUUAGUUCAGCUGCUGCAUAUCCCACGUCCCUGUACUAUCAUCACCAAGCGGCUGUUGCGGCUGCAGCAGUUCAUAAUCUCCCGUCUAGUCCUGUCAGUAGACCUCCGAUGUCAGGAUUGGUGUGAGCAUUUCCAUUUGUAUAACUAACUCAAACUUCUUUGUGAAUUGUUGUUGUUAUUGGUUGGAAUGGUGAAAGUACUUCGGUUGGAUUUAAAUUAACACAUAAUUGAGAAUCAUUUUAGAUUUAUAAUUAAUUCAAAUUUAAGACGGAAUAACUUCUUGGUCCUUGUUUUAUACUAACAAACUCAUUCGAAUUAGAGUUCAACUUAAUACGUUAAAAUCAUUUUCGCUCUACAAUGAUUUUAAACUUCAAAUCUACUUGAUUGUCUAUUUAACUCUGCACUAUUUGCAAUAAAAAAUGAUUUUAAAAACAAAUCCGAUUGGAAUCAUUCUCGUUCUACAAUGAUUCAGAGAUUCACAUACCUGUUAGAUAUGAUUGAUUCUUGAAUUCUUAAUUCAGUACUAAAAAAUGAUCACAUUUGAAGUUGCUUUAAAUUUAAUAUAUUAAAAUCAUUAUCGUUCUAUAAUGAUUACUGUUUUAUGAAGAUUUGAGGAGUCUCUAGCACAAAAUAUCUAUACUAAAAAGUAUGUGAAGUAAAUCUAAUUGGAUUUGAAUGCAACAUAGUAAACUCAUUUUCGCUAUACAAUGAUUUCAUGAUUUAGACGUUGAU